ACAAGAUUGUGUUAAUAUGUGUUUCUGAUAUAUUCACUCGUUUAAAACAAGUAGACUCUUUAUCUGCCUGAAGAUAAGUACCUUUUUAUAUAACUAUUUAAAUGAUUCAAGUUUUUCUGAUUAGUAUUAAAUCUGUGUUGGUGUUAAAUUGACUAAACGAAUAUGAACAAGUGGAAGGUGUUAGUUACUAAUCCAACUAUACAACAAUGUGGAUUAAAUUUUUUGAGAGAAAAUGGAUGCCAGAUUACGGUAGUAGCAGCUGAAAGUCGAGCAGAGAUUUUAAAAAAUGUUAAGGGCAUAGAUGCUCUUUUUUGGGCUUCCGGCCUUUCCUUGGAUGCUGAAAUACUGGAUGCAGCAGGUCCACAGAUGAAAGUUAUUGGAUGCAAUUCAGCUGGCUAUAAUCAUAUUGAUGUACAAGAAAUUAAAAAACGUGGUAUUCGUUUAGGUAAUACUCCAAAUGUACUCGACGAUGCUGUAGCUGAUAUGGCAGUGUUACUCGCAUUGGCAGCAUCCAGAAGACUUCACGAAGGAAGAUUAAAAAUUGAGAGAAAUGAAUGGGAAGUCUAUAAAUGGAAAUGGAUGCUUGGACAAGACAUAGCGAAUUCAACAGUUGGUAUUAUCGGUUUGGGCAACAUUGGACAAGCCAUUGUGGAGAGAUUAAAAGUUUUCAAAGUAAAACAAUUUUUGUAUACUGGUCAUAGGGAAAAACCUGAAGCUGCUAAACUGGGCGCAAAAUUUGUAUCAUUAAACACUUUACUAGAAGAGAGCGAUUUUGUUGUAGUGGUAGUCCCACUAACAUCGGAGACCAAAGAAAUGUGCAAUCAAGAAUUUUUCUCAAAAAUGAAGAAAACUGCAGUAUUUGUCAAUGUAAGCAGAGGUCAAGUAGUGGACCAGCCAGCUUUAAUUGAUGCUUUAAAAAAUGGUACAAUAUAUGCCGCAGGUUUAGAUGUGAUGACCCCAGAACCUUUACCCCCAGAUAAUGAAUUACUAAAAUUAGCCAAUGUUGUAAUAGUUCCUCAUUUGGGUAGUGCUACUAACAAUACACGAGAUGCCAUGUCAAAUUUAACAGCUCAAAACAUUUUACGAGGUCUAAGAGGAGAAGAAAUGGUGACACCUGUUGUCUAAAGUGUUAUACAUAUAGCUAUAUUUCUAAAAUUAUUUUUAUAUACAUCUAAUGAAUAAAAGUUAUUGAAGCAGUUGAA
Diabrotica virgifera virgifera (western corn rootworm) is the source of this 1202-nucleotide messenger RNA. Its product is annotated as glyoxylate reductase/hydroxypyruvate reductase-like. Gene Ontology annotation, molecular function: hydroxypyruvate reductase (NADH) activity; NAD binding; hydroxypyruvate reductase [NAD(P)H] activity. Lineage: Eukaryota; Metazoa; Arthropoda; Insecta; Coleoptera; Chrysomelidae. Gene Ontology annotation, cellular component: cytosol. The transcript is spliced from 6 exons. Bases 163 to 1125 code for a protein of 320 amino acids. The record is from RefSeq and is a predicted model, not a curated record.